This is a messenger RNA of Diospyros lotus (date-plum), 3082 nucleotides long. Its product is annotated as dnaJ protein ERDJ2A-like. The record is from RefSeq and is a predicted model, not a curated record. NCBI's taxonomy places the organism in Eukaryota, Viridiplantae, Streptophyta, Magnoliopsida, Ericales, Ebenaceae. The transcript is spliced from 13 exons. Gene Ontology annotation, cellular component: Sec62/Sec63 complex. The coding region runs from base 794 to 2860 and encodes 688 amino acids. Gene Ontology annotation, biological process: SRP-dependent cotranslational protein targeting to membrane; post-translational protein targeting to endoplasmic reticulum membrane. Gene Ontology annotation, molecular function: RNA binding; transmembrane protein transporter activity.
UUCGCUCACGUGAGGCACAACACAUUCGCACCCUCCACUCGAUUUCUCUAGGGUUUCCUCUCCCAUUCGAGCCGCCUUCGUCCCUGUCCACCUCGAUUUCUCUAGGGUUUCCUCUCCCACUCGAGCCGCCUUCGUCCCCUUCCUCUUCGUCGCCAUCCACCGCCGAAGUCGAGCUCCUACUUGGGCUUCGUCGCCAUCUCCGACUUCUUGUGAGUCGCCAUCCACCUCCGAAGAAGACCAUCUCCGACUUCCUGUAACUCGCCAUCCAUCGCCAUCCAUCGCCAUCCAUCUUCGACUUGAGCUUCGUCGCCAUCUCCACAAAACUCCAGCUCCGACUUCGUUUUCGUCGCCAUCUCCGCGGAAGACCACCUUUGAUUUCGAGUUUCACACCACCAGCGUAUCUUCAUCUUCUUCCACGUGAGCGAUCUUGGUCUUCGACCAUCGAUCUGGAGUCUUCGUCCACCGGAAGCGAUCUUUUUCUCUGUUUCAGCGAGUGAUCUUGGUCUCUGUUUCAGCGAGCGAUAUUCGUGUUCGCCAUCUCCGCCGAAGUCGACCUCCGAUUCCGACUUGCAGACCGCUGUUCAUCCUCGUCGCUAUCUUUGUCCACGAUCUGAAGCAUAGCAAUCGAGAAAAGCCCCCUUUCCAAGAUUUUCCCUCACUCGUAAACUUCUCUGGAACCUUUCACGUCCCUCCAGCCAGCCCAGCCUGAAUAUCCAAUAGGAAGCCAAUCUACAGCAUCCUUUACCAUUAGGAAAAUUAAUAUUACAUACAAGAGUUCUAGACAUAAACUCCAAUGGCUGCUUCAGAAGAAAAUAGUGCAUUGUUCCCAAUUUUCAUUUUGACAAUUAUUGCUCUGCCUUUACUACCUUAUACAAUAAUGAAACUUUGCCGUGCUGCGUCCAAGAAAACAAAAAGCAUACAUUGUGAGUGUUCAGUAUGCUCUAGGUCAGGAAAGUACCGCAAAUCAAUUUUUAAACGGAUCUCAAACUUCUCAACAUGUAGUAACUUGACACUUGUACUGCUUUGGGUUGUCAUGGGCAUACUGGUGUACUACAUUAAACAUAUAAGUCGUGAGAUUCAAGUAUUUGAGCCAUUUAGCAUCCUUGGAUUAGAACCUGGAGCUUCUGAUUCAGAAAUAAAGAAGGCAUAUAGAAGGCUCUCCAUUCAAUACCAUCCCGAUAAAAAUCCAGAUCCAGCGGCCCACAACUAUUUUGUGGAGUCCAUAUCUAAGGCCUAUCAGGCUCUGACAGAUCCAGUUUCCCGUGAGAAUUUUGAGAAGUACGGCCAUCCAGACGGUAGACAGGGGUUUCAAAUGGGAAUAGCUCUUCCUCAGUUUCUGCUGAACAUUGAUGGAGCAUCUGGUGGGAUACUGUUACUUUGGAUUGUUGGCAUCUGUAUUCUGUUACCAUUGGUGAUAGCUGUUGUAUACCUAUCACGAUCAUCAAAAUAUACUGGAAACUAUGUCAUGCACCAAACUCUUUCAGCCUAUUACUACUUUAUGAAACCUUCUUUGGCUCCAAGCAAAGUUAUGGAUGUCUUCAUUAAGGCCGCAGAGUACAUGGAGAUUCCAGUUCGUAGGACUGAUGGUGAACCGCUGCAGAAAUUGUUUCUUUUAGUCAGAAGUGAGUUGAAUUUGGACCUUAAAAAUAUUAAACAAGAGCAGGCAAAGUUUUGGAAGCAGCAUCCUGCACUUGUUAAGACACAAUUGCUGAUUCAAGCCCAGUUAACUCGUGAAACGGAUGCUUUGUCGCCAGAAUUGCAGCGUGACUUCAAACGUGUACUCGAACUAGCACCUCGGCUCCUUGAAGAGCUGAUGAAGAUGGCAAUUAUACCACGCACUGCUCAGGGGCAUGGUUGGCUAAGACCUGCAAUUGGUGUUCUUGAGCUUUCUCAAGCUAUUAUCCAGGCUGUUCCUCUCAGUGCAAGGAAGGCAGUUGGGGGAUCUAGUGAAGGCAUUGCACCUUUUCUGCAGCUGCCUUAUUUUAGUGAGGCUAUCAUGAAAAAGCUAGCCCGCAAGAAGGUGCGGACAUUUCAGGAGCUACAGGAUAUGACUCUUGAAGAACGGUCUGAGCUGCUUAUUCAAGUAGUUGGCUUCUCUGUUGCUGAAGUGCAGGAUGUGGAGAAGGUUCUUGAAAUGAUGCCUGCCUUGACACUUGAAGUUACUUGCGAGACUGAAGGGGAGGAGGGCAUACAAGAGGGUGAUAUUGUCACAAUUCAUACUUGGGUGACGCUGAAACGUUCCAAUGGCUUGAUUGGUGCCCUCCCUCACGCCCCUUACUAUCCAUUUCCCAAGGAAGAAAGUUUCUGGUUUCUGCUUGCAGAUCCCAACUCAAAUAAUGUCUGGUUUUCCCAGAAGUUUGGGUUCAUGGACGAAGCUACAGCUAUAACUGCUGCUUCGAAAGCAAUAGAGGAGACAAUGGAAGGGGCUGGCGCAACUCCAAAGGAAACUAGUACAGCCGUUAGAGAAGCAGUAGAAAGGGUGAAGAGCGGGUCAAGACUAGUGAUGGGCAAAUUCCAGGCACCUGCAGAGGGAAACUACAAUUUGACAUGUUACUUGUUGUGUGAUUCCUGGAUAGGUUGUGACAAAAAAACAAGCUUGAAGGUGAAAGUUCUGAAACGGACUCGAGUGGGCACUCGGGGCGGCUAUGUGGCUGAGGAGGGAGCUGCUCCGGAGGAUGGUGUCGAAGAGGAAGAGGAGAUUGAAGAAGAGGAAUACGAUGAUUACGAGAGCGAGUACAGUGAAGACGACGAGGAUAAACAGAAUGAUAAGAAUAAAAAAGCUGCUCCUGCCAAAGGCACCGCGCAAGGGAAAGACAGCAAGUCCAGUUCAGAAGGCUCAUCAGGAUCUGAUGAGGAGUAAAACACCUCUCUCUUUCUCUCUCGUCAUUGACAGAAAAAAAAAAUUUUAGUCCUUUUUGUUUUUUCUUGAAAAAACACCCUAAACCCAAUAGUACCACCAUAGCAAUACUUCGAUCAAAAGUUGCUUGUGUAGACAUGGUGAAAUCUCCUGUUAUUGAUACUACAACUUCUGGGUUUUAACCAACCCUAUGUCAGCAAUUUAAGUGCCAGUCUCUUUUCUUUC